GAUUGCAAAAGAAUAACGAGUUAAGUACCUACUUUGAAUUGGCGGGUAGCUUCAAAACUGAAAAUACCAAAAAUUAUUAGCUCCCAAUAUUUUAUUAUUUAAAAAUAAACAAUACCUUAUGGGUAAAAAUUAACUUCUCCUGUGGCUAAGUUGAAGUUUCAUACACCUUCACACACACUGUCUCCAAAAUAUCAUGGAUGCAACAGCAGAAAAACUUCUAAACAAUCUGAAGGAUCUUACAUCAUUAUUCAGCGACAGGAUGUCUGAAUUUGAAAAAAAUCUUCAGCUACCAGGUAUGCGAGAGUCCAAUACAACUGUGAAGUCAUUGGCAGCGGACUUUUCUUCCUUUAAAACAUUUGUAUGGAAGUCGCUUGGCAUUAUCAAAUCACAGAUUGAGCUUCUGGCUUUGGGUGUUGAUCGUCUUGACACACAUUCACGCAGAAAGGUUCUACUGUUCCACGGAAUCAGAAAGAAAAAGAUGAAGUUGUGCUCUCGAAGAUCCUUGGAGUAUUAAACAACCAAAUGCAGACGGUGGAAUUGGGUUCAGAUACAAUUGAAACUUGUCAUCGGCUUGGUACUAAAAAGAAAGAUUUGUCUCGACCCAUUCUAGUGCGUUUCACUUAAUUCAAAUUCAAAUUCAUUUAUUCGGCGCAUGCACAUAGAACACCUAAAAUAUAAUAAUUAAUCACAUUACUACAUAUUACAAUAAACAAUACAUUAAACGUAGGUAUAAUUACAAACAAUAGGAUAUUUAACAUUAUUCAAUAUU
Diatraea saccharalis (sugarcane borer) is the source of this 769-nucleotide messenger RNA. Lineage: Eukaryota; Metazoa; Arthropoda; Insecta; Lepidoptera; Crambidae. The record is from the annotation of a GenBank genome assembly.